Molecule: messenger RNA, 552 nt
Organism: Brettanomyces bruxellensis
Lineage: Eukaryota; Fungi; Ascomycota; Pichiomycetes; Pichiales; Pichiaceae
Exons: 1
Coding region: 1-552 (183 amino acids)
Biological process (GO): formation of translation preinitiation complex; translation reinitiation
Molecular function (GO): translation initiation factor activity; mRNA binding
Source: RefSeq, a predicted model, not a curated record
AUGGCGGAAGAACCAGUGAAAGUGCUAUAUUGUGGAGUGUGUACACUGCCCGUUGAGUACUGCGAGUUUGGCAAAACUUUGAAGCAGUGCAAGAAAUGGCUCAAGGAGAAUCAUCCAAAGGAAUACAACAAUCUUUACAACUCGGAUGCCCCAACCUCUUCGCUAUCAAAGGAAAGAGAAGAGGAAAUAUCAAAGUCAUUGGCUAAGAUGCAAUUAAAAGAGGAGAGAAAGCAAGAAAGGGAGCUGAGAAAAUUAAAGCAGGAGAAGAUCAUAGUCAAGAGAAUACCAAGAACAAAGCAUAAAAACGUCAUUGCUGUGUGUAACUUGGAGCAGUUUGAUGUUGAUAUGAAGAAAUUAGCAAAGAAGUUCGCCUCUAAAUUUGCCACAGGAGCAUCCGUUUCAAAGAAUCUUGAGACAAAGGAUGAGAUUAUCAUCCAGGGUGAUGUUGGUGAGGAGGUGGAGGAGUAUCUACAAGAUAUGCUUAAAAAGAAGGGUCUGGAUAGUGUUAAAAUUGAAUUUAUCGAGGAGAAGAGGUAUCUAAGGAGGAAGUGA